Loxodonta africana (African savanna elephant) is the source of this 2176-nucleotide messenger RNA. RefSeq names its product transcriptional adaptor 1 (gene TADA1). The transcript is spliced from 8 exons. NCBI's taxonomy places the organism in Eukaryota, Metazoa, Chordata, Mammalia, Proboscidea, Elephantidae. Gene Ontology annotation, biological process: regulation of transcription by RNA polymerase II. Gene Ontology annotation, molecular function: transcription coactivator activity. Gene Ontology annotation, cellular component: SAGA complex. The coding region runs from base 175 to 1182 and encodes 335 amino acids. The record is from RefSeq and is a predicted model, not a curated record.
CUUUCCAGAAAGGCGGGCGGAGCCGGAAACCAAACAAACAUCUUCGGAGAGACUCGGGGCGGGACAGACGGUAGCGAACUGGCUCCCAGGGCCCAGGCCUUCUGCUGAGUUGGUUUUUUGGUUGUUGGUCUCAGCGGCCAGGCCCUCCGCGGUCGGGCUGAGACGUGCGGAGCAAUGGCGACUUUUGUGAGCGAGCUGGAAGCGGCCAAGAAGAACUUGAGCGAGGCCCUGGGGGACAACGUCAAACAGUACUGGGCCAACUUAAAGUUAUGGUUCAAGCAGAAGAUCAGCAAAGAAGAGUUCGACCUGGAGGCUCACAGGCUUCUCACACAGGAUAAUGUCCAUUCCCACAAUGAUUUCCUCCUGGCCAUUCUGACGCGUUGUCAGAUUUUGGUUUCUACACCAGAGGGUGCUGGAUCUUUACCCUGGACAGGGGGCUCUGCAGCCAAGCCUGGAAAACCCAAGGGAAAGAAGAAGCUUUCUUCAGUUCGUCAGAAAUUUGAUCAUAGGUUUCAACCUCAAAAUCCCCUCUCGGGAGCCCAGGAGUUUGUGCCAAAGAAUCCCCCGGAUGAUGACGACUUGAAACUUUGUUCCCACACGAUGAUGCUCCCCACCCGCGGUCAGCUGGAAGGGAGGAUGAUAGUAACCGCUUACGAGCAUGGGCUGGACAACGUCACCGAGGAGGCAGUCUCUGCUGUUGUCUACGCAGUGGAAAAUCACCUUAAAGAUAUUCUGACAUCAGUUGUGUCAAGAAGGAAAGCUUACCGGUUACGAGAUGGUCACUUUAAAUAUGCCUUUGGUAGUAAUGUGACUCCACAGCCAUACCUCAAGAAUAGUGUAAUAGCUUACAACAGUUUAAUAGAAAGCCCUCCAGCCUUUUCUGCUCCUUGUGCUGGUCAGAAUCCAGCCUCUCACCCGCCACCCGAUGACGCCGAGCAGCAGGCUGCCCUCCUGCUGGCGUGCUCUGGGGACACACUGCCCGCGUCUUUGCCUCCGGUCAACAUGUACGACCUUUUUGAAGCUUUGCAGGUCCACAGGGAAGUGAUCCCCACACACACUGUGUAUGCCCUCAACAUUGAGCGGGUCAUCAUGAAGCUCUGGCACCCAAACCAUGAGGAGCUGCAGCAAGACAGAGUUCACCGCCAGCGCCUGGCAGCCAAGGAGGGGCUCUUGCUCUGCUGAGUUAGAAUCUGGGGGUAUGAAGCCCUCAGCAAAUUAGUAUUGAGAGUUGAAUGUUUUUGGGGUUCACAUUUCAAGGCUGAAGUGUAUAGUGUAUAUAUAACCUUUCCUAUGGAAAUGUGUGACAUAGACUACAUUUUGUGUUGCUACUGUGAAGCCAUCAACAUAAACCUGACUGUGAUGAUGACCCAAGUAUCUGUGUGUGCGUCACUUCAGUUAUGGGAGUGAGAAUUGAGUGAGUUCUGGAGAUGUUCAGGCAUCUGGGACUUAGUGUCCUGUGGUCUGCAGGUGAGGGGGAUGACAUCCUAGAAAAAAGAAGCCGUUAUCACUUAGUCCCCAUGAUCAGCAGGACAACCACAUCAUAUAUUCUGUAUCUGGCAAGUCUAAAAUUUCUGUCUUUCUCACGUGUUUUGACUGAAAUAACCUACACAGUGUUAAGUCACAUACCUCCUUGAGUGACCAGUUCAAUUUUUAAUAACUGUAAGUAGGCCCCCCAAGAUUCAUCGUUACAACUCCACAGAGAAUAUGACUUGGCAAUGCUGUGUUAAUAGACAAAGUCCUUUCUUAGCAUUAAAAAACAAAAUAAAAAUCUUAGAAUGCAAUUAACCUUGUAAACUGUCUCCCUUCACUCGUUUCUUUCAGUUUCACAGAGUUAAGACUUUGAUUAGUGGGUUCAUCUAAUUAAUUAUUCCUGUAGAAUAUGUUUUAAGAAGUACUUAGAACCAGAUUGGAUUUGUGCUUGGUAAUUCCCAUCUGUUUCUACCCUUUCAAGUCAUAAAGUGAAGGUAAUUUACAUUUCACAGUGUUACUGGUAUCUUUUUUGAAGAGGUAUGUUGUUCUUUACUGAAGAUACAGUGUUGGUGAAUGAAGUAGAAUGUACAGAUGGAUUUGUGGAGGUCUUUUUUUUUAAAUAAUGUAUAUAAUGAUUAAAUGUCUGGAUCUGUGGAUUUGAUUUCAUACUUUAAAUGUGACAAAUAAACCUUUUGGGAGAAAACAA